Centrocercus urophasianus (Greater sage-grouse) is the source of this 2490-nucleotide messenger RNA. It is a transcript of the gene NCAM2, whose product is annotated as neural cell adhesion molecule 2. Gene Ontology annotation, cellular component: membrane. Gene Ontology annotation, biological process: cell adhesion. The coding region runs from base 1 to 2490 and encodes 829 amino acids. Gene Ontology annotation, molecular function: protein binding. NCBI's taxonomy places the organism in Eukaryota, Metazoa, Chordata, Aves, Galliformes, Phasianidae. The transcript is spliced from 17 exons. The record is from RefSeq and is a predicted model, not a curated record.
AUGUGUUCACAGUAUACUUUUUAUUUUUCAGCUCUACUUCAGGUUUCCAUUUCUCUUAGCAAAGUCGAACUCAGUGUCGGUGAAUCCAAAUUCUUCACAUGUACAGCCAUUGGUGAGCCUGACAACAUAGAUUGGUACAAUCCGCAAGGAGAGAAAAUUGUUUCUAGUCAAAGAGUGGUUGUUCAGAAAGAAGGUGUUCGAUCACGUCUCAUCAUUUAUAAUGCAGAUGUAGAAGAUGCUGGCAUAUAUCGAUGUCAAGCAACAGAUGCUAAAGGACAAACUCAAGAAGCUACUGUUGUUUUGGAAAUUUAUCAAAAGCUCACUUUUCGGGACAUAGUAUCGCCACAAGAGUUCAGGCAGGGAGAAGUUGCAGAAGUUGUUUGCCGUGUCACUAGUUCACCUGCUCCCAUUGUCAGCUGGCUGUAUCGGAAUGAAGAAAUAUCAACUCUUGCUGACAAUCGAUUGGCAAUAUUAGCAAACAAUAAUCUUCAGAUUCUUAACAUCAAUAAAAGUGAUGAAGGAGUAUACCGUUGUGAAGGAAGAGUGGAAGCCAGAGGAGAGAUUGACUUUCGUGAUAUAAUUGUUAUUGUGAAUGUUCCCCCUGCAAUUACCGUGCUACAGAAAUCUUUUAAUGCCACUGCAGAUCGAGGAGAAUCCAUAACUUUGUUUUGCAGAGCCACUGGAUCGCCUCCACCAGAAAUAAGUUGGUCUAGGAAUGGUAAACUUAUUGAAGAAAAUGAAAAAUACAUAUUGAGAGGGAGCAAUGCAGAGUUAACAAUAAGAGAUAUAAAAAAUAUUGAUGCAGGUCCUUAUAUCUGCAGUGCUAAAAACAAAGCAGGAAAUGAUAAAAGACAGACAUUCCUUCAAGUUUUUGUACAGCCUCAAAUAAUACAACUUAAAAAUGAAACCACAUUUGAGAAUGGGAAAGCCACCCUCAUCUGUGAAGCAGAAGGAGAACCUAUUCCAGAGAUUACUUGGAAAAGGGCCAUUGAUGGAAUAACUUUCUCUGAAGGUGACAAGAGCCCAGAUGGCCGUAUAGAAGUCAAAGGGCAGCAUGGAAAAUCGUCACUGCAUAUUAAAGAUGUGAAGUUGUCAGAUUCAGGGAGAUAUGACUGUGAAGCUGCAAGUAGAAUUGGUGGGCACCAAAAGAGCAUGUACCUUGAUAUUGAAUAUGCUCCAACGUUUCUGUCAAAUCAAACUGUGUAUUUCUCUUGGGAAGGCAAUCCCAUCAAUAUAACAUGUGAAGUACUAGCAAAUCCAUCUGCCUCAGUUCAGUGGAGAAAAGGAAAAUUAGUUCUACCAGUAAAGAAUACAACACAUCUGAAGACCUACAGUGCAGGAAGAAAGCUGAUUCUAGAGAUUGCUCCUACAUCUGACAGUGAUUUUGGACAGUAUAAUUGUACAGCUACAAACAGAAUAGGAACAAGAUAUCAGGAGUACACACUCGGUCUAGCUGAUGUGCCAUCAAAUCCUUAUGGAGUACGAGUUUUAGAGUUGUCGCAAACCACUGCCAAGGUUUCAUUCACUAAGCCAGAUUCACAUGGAGGUGUGCCCAUUCACCACUACCAAGUGGAUGUAAAAGAGGUAGCCUCAGAAACCUGGAAGAUUGUUCGCUCCCAUGGAGUUCAAACAAUGGUUGUUCUCAGCAAUUUGGAACCAAAUACAACGUACGAAAUCAAAGUAGCUGCUGUAAAUGGAAAAGGGCAAGGAGAAUAUAGCAAAAUCGAGAUAUUUCAGACUUUACCUGUCCGUGAGCCAAGCCCACCAUCAAUUCAUGGACAGCCAGGAAGUGGAAAGAGUUUCAAACUUAGUAUAACUAAACAAGAUGAUGGAGGUGCCCCCAUUUUGGAAUACAUUGUCAAAUACAGAAGUAAAGAUAAGGAAGACCAGUGGCUAGAGAAAAAAGUGCAGGGUAGUAGAGACCACAUCAUCUUAGAGCAUCUUCAGUGGACCAUGGGUUACGAAGUACAAAUUACAGCUGCAAACAGACUGGGUUUUUCUGAACCAACGUUGUACGAAUUUAGCAUGCCACCGAAGCCCAACAUUAUUACAGACACUCUUUUUAAUGGUCUUGGACUUCGUGCUGUUAUUGGCCUGGGAGUGGCGGCCCUUUUGUUAAUCCUUGUUGUGACUGAUGUCAGCUGCUUCUUUGUACGACAAUGCGGAUUGCUAAUGUGCAUCACCAGGAGGAUUUGUGGGAAAAAGAGUGGCUCAAGUGGAAAAAGUAAAGAACUGGAAGAAGGAAAGGCUGCCUACUUGAAAGAUGGAUCAAAAGAGCCAAUAGUGGAAAUGAGAACAGAGGAUGAAAGAAUUACCAGCCAUGAAGACGGGAGCCCAGUAAAUGAGCCGAACGAGACUACUCCUCUCACAGAGCCGGAGAAGCUGCCACUGAAGGAGGAAAAUGGGAAAGAAGCUUUAAAUCCAGAAACCAUAGAAAUCAAAGUUGCUAAUGACAUCAUCCAGUCAAAAGAAGAUGAUAGCAAAGCAUAA